Brassica rapa (field mustard) is the source of this 4737-nucleotide messenger RNA. Its product is annotated as GATA transcription factor 9. Gene Ontology annotation, biological process: cell differentiation; positive regulation of DNA-templated transcription. NCBI's taxonomy places the organism in Eukaryota, Viridiplantae, Streptophyta, Magnoliopsida, Brassicales, Brassicaceae. The record is from RefSeq and is a predicted model, not a curated record. Gene Ontology annotation, cellular component: nucleus. Gene Ontology annotation, molecular function: sequence-specific DNA binding; zinc ion binding.
GAGGAAGAUUAAACAAAAUUUAUCGGAAGGAUGAGUAAAUUGAAAGGCUUACCCCCACACAGAAAAUAAUUAAAGGAAAUCAACUUUUGUUUUAUGGUAUCAUUUUGUUUUCAACAAUAAGGCAAAGAGUCAAUGCCUUCCACCUGAUUUUUUUUUCACAGGUCAAUGCUAAGUCACCUCAACUAUCGAUCAUAAUUCUUUCAUUUUCCAAUUUUAUUUUCUUAAUUUUAUUUUACGUACGAAAUAUUUGAAAACAUGUUUUGAUGGUUGGCGAAAGCAGAAGGAAAAUAAAAUUGAUAAGGACAGUAAUAAUGGCAGACCAGGUUUGGUGGUUUUGAUUCUUUAACGAAUCCAAGGUAAGAUAAAAGUAAAUUUAUUGCCCAAUAUCAAGAAUAGUCUGUUUUGGGUAAACAACAUCAGUUACAGAACAUAUAUGAAGAAUACUUAAAUCGAAUGAUUCUCAUUUGCAAUUAUUUAAUAUUUCACGUGUUAUAUAUAUUAGCGUUUCCACACGAAAAUAUAUUAGGUAGAGUCUUAGAGACGUGAUUAUAUAGCAACUAUUGUUGUGAUUAGCCGUAUAAAUGUAUAAAGAUCACUUCAAAAUCCGUAUAGUGAUUUUAUUAAGUUUAACCUAUACAUAAUGGAAAAACUUUAUUUCGACAAAUAAAUGAUACGAACUUGUAGGUAUUGUGAGCCCUAGGAGUGGUAUUACUGACUUUAAUUUAUUUAAAUGUAAAACCAAAAAAGCUUUUUAUCAAAUCAAAAUGUAAAAAACGAGGAACGUAUGUUACUUAAGGAAGAACAGAAGCGCGUGAGAACAGUACAAAUGUCUCAUACUUCGGCGUGAUGAAGCUGUUAAAGAACUGGCUCCUCCAGACAUAACCUUUCGGUGAUCGUGCCGUCCGUUUGCUCCGUCAGCGUAACGGGUAUUCCAAUAGUGACGUGUUUUUAGCUCAGCUUCACUUCCAUAUGGGGUAAGUUGAUGACAAAAUUGCACCGUCUUUUCAUCUCCUUGGAUCACGAGCAUAAUUUAAUUUUUUUCUAGUGGUUAUUAUUUUUUUUUACCAAAUAUUUAACAUAACACUAGUAGUUUACAUAGUGACGUCACUGCAAUACCACCCAAAUUUUAUUCAAAAUAUAUAUUUAAAACACCUUAAAGUACUAAAUUGUCCACAGUCCAGAAAUACGCAAAUAGAAAGAAAAAAAACAUAAUUAUUUCUGUAAAAAGAAAACAGAAGCCGUGAACCCAAAAUAUGAAAAUAAAUUUAUAUACCAAAAAUAUUAGCAUGACAGAAAGUUGUGAGAAAUAAAAUUAAAAUAAAAAACCACGCCAAGGCGCACAAAGAUAAUAAAGCCGUGCCCAGCGUGGGCCGACAACGAGGUGGUGGUCGUACUUUAAGCUAGGAUCGAGGCUAAACGGGCCACUACGGCCCAGUAGUGAAUAUUAUAUUAUUGCUUUUUAGAAAUGAUAUGCUCUAAUUAGUCGUUGAUUCGCUGACGAUUCUUUAUUUUUAUUUUGGUGAUGAUUGUUUUCCUAGUUUUUAGAUUCUAGUUUUUGGUUUUUGGAUUUUGGUUUUUGGUUUUUAGAUUUUAGUUUUUGAUUUUUGGUUUUUGAUUUUGCAGUAGAUUUUGGUUUUUUGAAAAACAUAAAUGGUUGUUUUAGAUUUUAGUUUAAGUUUUUAUUUUUUAAAUUAAUAAAAUAAAAAUAUUAUGGAUAGUAAAAUAUUUAUUCUGAAAAUAAUAAAAUAUAAAACACUGUCAUUAAAAUACACAUAAAUUUAUUUUAAAAACUUAUUUAAAAAAUAUAUAAAUACAAAAUAAAACUAUCGUAAAAUAUAUAAAUACUCGAAAGUUGUAUGUAUAAUCACUUACCCAUUUUAUAUUAAUAAAGGACAAAAAAUGUAUUGUGAUGUGAUGGUGAAAAACGGAUGAUAGUGGGAAUGAGCUAAAUAUGAAAAGAAAGACCAGUUACAAAAAAAUAAAUAAAAAAGACCAAUUAAAAGAAAAUGAUAAAUAAAAAUGCAUAAAAAAAAAAAAAUCUUCGUAGAAAACUGGCUGAAAACUAAAAAAAUACAGAUUUUGGCUUUUGUGUAGAAUUAGGUAGUUAUUUGAAAAACUAGUUUCCCUAGUUUUUAGGAAAUCAUUUUUAGCAAAAUCUUGAUUGGCAAAUAAAGUAGUUUUUCAGAAACAAAAACCAAAAACCAUUUUAAAAACUACAAACAAUCAACCUAUUUAUUUUUGAUUUAAGACUGUUUAUGGAGAAUAUUCGGCGGCCGCACUUUUAAGCCAAACCAAAUCUCUUUCUUUAACAAAGGUGGGAUCUCACAUAUUUCAUUUAGCUAAAAAGGCAAUAUCUGUAUUUGCUUGUUUUAAAAAGUUUUUUUACGGAAUAAAACGUACCGAUAACACGGAUUAUACAUAACUAAUCAUUAAAAAACCUUCCAUUUCGUUGAUAGAAAAUAUAAUUUCUAUAAUCUUUCUAAAAGAGCACAACACAUUUGAUCGUGGAUACCUAAUAAACAUUUGCGAUGGUUGUUUCUAUUUGAUGUUCUCCUUAAAACAUCUAAUAACGACACAAUUAAUCAAAAAAUUAAACAAUUAAUCGUGGAUAUCUAAAAACAAAUUAUUCGUGGACAUAUAACAAUGGGUUUCUGUUUUAAAUACUGGGCUUCUGUUUAACCUAAUUCCUUUGUUCAAUUGGGCUUUAGUAUAGCUUUCCCAUAGAUUACAUUUUGGUCCAACACAAUGAAACAAUGAUCAAAAUAAUAUAGUUGUUUCAAAAAGGUUCAAGCCUUCAAGGCUUCAACGUUACUAUGAUUUGAGGCUUUUAAACUAUCCUUACAUUAUAAUUUUUUCGAUAAUUAUGAACUCUAUAUUAGUCGGCCUUUAAUUUCCGUAAACGGUUAGCCAUUAAAACGCAGAGAACAGAAAUAUCUCAACUCGGAUAUGAUGUUUUACAUCUCCAUGUGACUGGUUAACACUUAAGCACCAUCAUUAGCUACAAGCCUACAAUGCUAUCAUUUGGACAAGAAUAUACGAUAUAUGUUUUGUUUUUACAACGGGGUAAUAAAACAGUAAAAGUCGGAAGUGAAAUUUGUGUCAUGUGGUUGCUUUCUCCAUUGCUAAAGCAUAGUAUAUUGUCAUUCUCGACACAGUUAGAAAAUUUAUAUAGCUUAAAAGGCUGCAAAGGGAUAUGACAGCACAAAGAAUUAUAUUUAUACGAAAACUUCCAAUGAAUUGAAUCAACCAACGGUGGUUCCAGUCGACAUCUUUGUUGGUUUGUGUACUCUAUGAAAAUGGUUAAUAUAUUUUUUGUUGGGAUUCACCUUCCCUUGUGUUUAAGCAAAUGUCCCUAGAGAUAUUUUAGUUGAUUGUACUUGUAUCAUUUAAUAAUACAAGAAAAAAAAGAGAAAGGAGGAGUAUAACUCAAUUGUCAAAGUUCCUCUGAUUUAGCUGUCUUCUGUCUCGUUCUCAUGUCACAUGAACCAUACCUUUCUCUAACAUCACUCCCCCCUCCCCAAAAAUAGACCUCUCUCCUUCCCUUUCUCUCCGUUACAUUCUUCGCUCACAUCCUCCCAAAAAGGCUCUCUCACCUUUACUUUCUCUUUCAUUUAUUUACACUAAUAACCUUCUAUUUUCUUGCACCAAUGGAACAACAACAACAGCUUACCCCGGAGCUCUUCCUCGUCGCCGGUGGUAACUCUGACUCUUUCGUCGUCGACGACCUUCUUGACUUUUCUAACGACAACGUCCAACCUGACGACGGACUUGAACCCUUUCCUGACUCUUCCACCGUCUCCACCGGUACUCUUGCCGAUAGCUCAAACUCCUCCUCGUCGUUUUACACCGACGGCAGCGUGUUCUCCGACGACCUUUGUGUUCCGAGUGAGGAUUUAGCUGAACUUGAAUGGUUAUCGAACUUCGUGGAAGAAUCAUUCUCAAAAGAAGACCAAGACAAGCUUCAGUUACUGUCCGGCUUACAAAAACCUCAAACCACCGGUUUAACCCAAACCAAACCAGAACUGGAACCCGAACCUGAGUUGGAUCAAAUCUUUAUCCCCACCGACACUGACGACUCGAAUGUUUCCGUUCCCGCCAAAGCAAGAAGCAAGAGACCACGCUCUGCAGCCUCCACGUGGGCUUCUCGUCUUCUAGCAAUCGCCGGCUCCGACGAGUCCUAUCCCAAGAAGAAACAGCUCAGAGUUAAAGAACACGACGGCAGCACCGGAGAACUCGAAGGCGAAGUUGGAGAGAGACGGUGUCUGCACUGCGCGACGGAUAAGACGCCGCAGUGGCGGACGGGGCCGAUGGGACCUAAGACGCUGUGCAACGCGUGCGGAGUACGGUACAAGUCAGGAAGGCUCGUGCCGGAGUACAGGCCUGCUUCGAGCCCGACGUUCGUGAUGACGAGGCACUCGAACUCUCACCGGAAAGUGAUGGAGCUGCGGCGACAGAAGGAGAUGAGAGACGAGCAUUUGAUGAGUCAGCUUCGGUGUGAGAAUCUCGUGAUGGAUAUCAGAUCCAACGGUGAAGAGUUCUUAAUCAGUAAUAAUAAUAAUAACCACGUGGCUCCUGACUUUAGGCACUUUUAAUCUAACCUUCCUUUGCAUUUCCACGUGGAUUAAUUCAGAAGAAUAAGUUUUUUUUUAUGGUUAAUUUUACGUUUUUAGCGUCUUGUUUUGUUAGAUUUGCAGACUACUAAUGGUAUUUAAUAAAUUCCUCUUGUUUUAUUUAAAA